This is a messenger RNA of Eublepharis macularius, 3556 nucleotides long. RefSeq names its product nuclear receptor subfamily 2 group F member 6 (gene NR2F6). Lineage: Eukaryota; Metazoa; Chordata; Lepidosauria; Squamata; Eublepharidae. Gene Ontology annotation, molecular function: zinc ion binding; nuclear receptor activity; RNA polymerase II cis-regulatory region sequence-specific DNA binding. The record is from RefSeq and is a predicted model, not a curated record. Gene Ontology annotation, biological process: anatomical structure development; cell differentiation; negative regulation of transcription by RNA polymerase II. Bases 827 to 1993 code for a protein of 388 amino acids. The transcript is spliced from 4 exons.
GGGGGCUGCAGCAGGAGCGGCGGUGCCACGGCCGAGUCCUGCCGGGGCCUGAACUUUGCGCCGCCGCGAUGCGCUAGGAGCCCGCCGGUGCGCCCCGUCUGCGCGCCCUGCCCGUGCGCCUCGGCUGGCCAGAGGAGGGCGAGAGCCAAGAGGCAGGCGGGCGGCUCGAUCCACUCGCGGGGAGGCCCCUGCGCCGCUCCGGGUCGUGCGCCAUGGGGCCAGCGGGCGCCCGCGGCAGAGAGCCCCCCUAGAGGCGCCGGGCCACCCUCCUGCUGCGCGCCCCGCAACUUGGACAACUUCUCCAGCCCGCGGGGGCCCCGUUCCGUUUUUCCUCCGGGCUGCAGCGACGGAGGCGACCUUACAGGACUCCCCCCACCCGCCAGUGGCAACUCGGGAGAGACCUUGGGGGCUACGUGGUUCUUUCGGGGGGGGGGGUGUCUCGGGAAAACAAUCUGGUUGGAUCGGUUUCAUUUCCUCCAAUUCUUCCCCCAAGGACGGCCGCCCUGCUUGUGAUCUCUCCCCUCUUCUGAUUUCUCCCCCUUUAAUCAUUAACCUUCGCGAGCCUGCCCCGGCCUCCGUUCUGCUUGGCCCGUCGCCCCCUUUUCUCCCCAUCGCCCCCUAAGCGGCCCCAUCCGCUUGCCACUAGUUAUCAAACAUUAACCCUCUUCCGCUGUCUUCCCUUCUGGCUUCCUCCUUCCACCUUGGUCAGAUUCUCCUCUUUAGCGUUGCUUUGGGGGGCGCAUUAAAAAUACCCCCCCAUACUUUUUCUUCGUUUUAAGAGAAGCGAUUUGAACCCAACACACACCCCGGUUGCGCCCGAGGCGAUAUGGCCAUGGUGACCGGGGGCUGGGGAGACCCGAACGGAGACGCCAACGGGGUGGAGAAGGGCUACCCCCGGACUUCGGAAGACGACUCGGCGUCCCCCCAAGGCGGCACCAGCGAUCAGGAGCCCGGAGACGAGGACAAGGCCGGCCUCCAGGUGGACUGCGUGGUGUGCGGUGACAAGUCCAGCGGGAAGCAUUAUGGGGUCUUCACCUGCGAAGGCUGCAAGAGCUUCUUCAAGAGGAGCAUCCGGAGGAAUCUGAGCUAUACUUGCAGGUCGAACCGAGACUGCCAAAUCGACCAGCACCAUCGCAACCAAUGCCAAUAUUGCCGCCUGAAGAAGUGUUUCCGUGUCGGCAUGAGGAAAGAAGCUGUCCAAAGAGGCCGGAUCCCUCCCACUCACUCCAGUGCCAGUCCAAACACCAUGCCCAGUGGGGAAUACUACAAUGGGCAGCCCGUUUCAGAACUGAUCUCGCAGCUGCUGCGAGCCGAGCCUUACCCCACCGCUCGCUUCAGCUCUCAGUACGCCCAGCAAGGGAGCGUGAUGGGUAUUGAUAACAUUUGCGAGCUGGCAGCUCGGCUGCUUUUCAGCACAGUGGAGUGGGCCCGGAAUAUCCCCUUCUUCCCUGACCUGCCUGUCUCAGACCAGGUGGCCUUGCUGCGCCUGAGCUGGAGCGAGCUUUUCGUCCUGAACGCAGCCCAGUCAGCAUUGCCCCUUCACAUGGCCCCGCUGCUGGCUGCGGCUGGCUUCCACGCCUCCCCCAUGUCAGCGGACCGAGUGGUGUCCUUCAUGGACCAGAUACGCAUCUUUCAGGACCAGGUGGAGAAACUGAAUCGGCUGCAGGUGGACUCAGCCGAAUACAGCUGCCUCAAAGCCAUAGCUCUCUUCACGCCAGAUGCCUGCGGCCUCUCGGACCCUGCCCACGUAGAGAGCCUGCAAGAAAAAGCCCAGGUGGCCCUGACGGAGUACGUCCGCUCGCAGUACCCCUCACAGCCCCAGCGCUUCGGCAGACUCUUGUUGCGACUCCCGGCUCUCCGGGCUGUCCCAGCCUCCCUCAUCUCUCAGCUCUUCUUUAUGAGACUAGUCGGCAAGACGCCCAUUGAAACACUAAUCAGAGACAUGCUCCUCUCUGGGAGCACUUUCAACUGGCCUUAUGGGACAGGGCAGUAAGGACAAGCUGGGGCUGCGUGCUCGUCCCUCGAUAUCACCCCAAAUUUGCUUCCACCAUGCCGACAGUCUGGAUGUUUGCCAUUGCCUCUUCUUCAUGGAUUUCAGCCAUCAAACUUUGUGCCAUUGUAGGCAUGAGGCUUCCCAGGAUGUGGAUUUCCCCCUUGGUGGCAACAAGGGAAGUCCCGCCUCUCGAGUGUCGAGACAGAACAAGGUGGGCUGGAUUUUGGUUUGGUAGUUUCCUUCUUCCGCAAAAAAGAAAAAAAGGAACUUAAUAUUCUGUUUUGUUUUUUCUAAUGGUUUUUGAUUCCUUUCUCCAUAUGACUUUCGAAUGGAUAGUUGAAGGCUUCCCCACCUUGAUUUUUUCUUCAAAGAGUUCGGCUUCAGCCUCUUUGCAUGUUUUAAAGAAUUGAGGGCUGGUUGUCCUGGGUUGAAAUAUUACCAUAUUUCAGAUCACAGUAUCUGUCUGUAUUCCUCUUCACCCCAUCUCCCUCCUCCUCUUUUCCAGAACGAGUUAGGCAUGGGAUAUCUUCUCCACCUUGACAUAAACACCUGUUUGUACCAAUUGCACCUGGCAGAGUAAUUUUGUUUUGGGAGCAAGUCAGAAAAUACGGUGCGUGCAUCUGUUCUCUUAGACUCUUUGAAGUCUUGGUAGGGUUGACUUUUAUCCGAUGGGGCAGCGGUUGUCAUUUGCAGGUAGAUUGCUUCUGAACCUGGAUGUUCCACUGAGCUAUUGUAUAUUUAAAGCUUGGUUUAAAGUUUUAAACUUUUUUUUUUUUUUGCAAACCAGCACACACAUUUCCAGCCACUCAAAUGUAUGAUUCUUGGCCAAAAUUAUUUAAGCCAAUAAUAGCUGCUAUUAUUCAUUGUGGAUUUUGCCCCUUUCCAAAUCUCUCAUUCUCUCUCUCUGUGUCUCUCUCUGUUUUUGCUGCCUCCAUAUAACAACGUAUUACAAUUCUUCCUCAUGUUUUCAUGUGUGAUGAGAGCCCUUCCACUUGAGGCUGGGGUGGGAAAAUUCCUUGUCAGCCAAUUGUCCCCCCCCCCACCGUUAUGAAACUAUUGUGCAAACGGUUAAUUGCAUGCAAAAGGAACGAUUCCCAUUAAUGAAUAAUGGCCUGCCUGCUUCUGUGCUGGGCUUCCAGCAUCAUCCACUGGGUGAUUUCAGCCAUCAUCUGCUGCUAUUUCUCAUUUGUAAUCUUUUUUGUUAUAUUUUGCAAAGUGCUUUAAAAUCAGUAUGCCUCACAACCACCCUUCUGAUGUAAAUAGAUCCCAUUUUACAGAUGGGGAGGCGGUGGAAACUGAGGCCAAGAAGGUGACUGGCCACCCAACUGCAGUGGUGGGACUCGCUCAGGUCUACCAGGUCUGAAGUUAACUGGUUUUUAAAUCUAUGCAAACUUCCCUAUCUACCCCUUCCAGAUUUGGGAGAAAAGGAUACCACGUGUAAAUGAAAAUGGCAGGUAGCUGUGUUAAUCCAAAGCAAAGUUGUUUAGGACCCACAAUGUCACAGAAUUAGCAUGCUUUUGAAUUCUGCAGAUCUGUUCAUCAGGCUAUAUGUUAAGUGCAAAA